CCACAGCACUUCCUCAAAUGCCCCGAGCGGCCCCGGGGAGCGGCCCGGGCUGGGCUGGAGGGCCCCGGGCCAGGACGGGGGACAAGAGGGGACCAGAGCGGGCACCACGGCGCAGCAGGGCUGGGGAAGGCAGAGCCGGGCAGGAAAGCGGGGCAGGAAAGGACUUUUAUGGGGUUUGUGCUGCUCUCAGAGGCAGGAAGCUCGCUGGCAAAGCGGCGCUCGCCGAGCCGCGACCCCACGGGACCAUCAGGGCGUGGGUCCAGCCCCGCUCCUAAACAACUCACCUUGAGGAAGGAAGGAAAACAAAACGACUUUCCUGAGCCAGAAUGUCCCUGAAGCUGCCAAGGAACUGGGAUUUCAACCUGAAGAUGGACGCUGCAAAAAUAGCCCGCUCCCGCAGUGUGGUGGCCGCGGACCCCUCCGUGCUGCCCCCUCCGCAGAAGCUGGGCUGGCUGCGCAAGCAGCGCGCCCUGGUGCGGAACUGGCAGCUGCGCUUCUUCGUGCUGCGCGGGCAGCAGCUGCUCUACUACAAGGACGAGGAGGAGGCCAAGCCGCAGGGCUGCCUGGCUCUCCAGGGGAGCUCCAUCAACGUGCUGGCCACAAACCCCGAGGAGGGAGGGAAAUUCAUCUUUGAGAUCAUCCCGGGGCCGGCGGGCGAGCAGCCGCGGCCGGCGCAGGAGCCCUGUGUGCUGAUGGCGAGCUCGCAGGCCGAGCUGGAGGAGUGGGUGACAUCCAUCCGCAGGGCGCUGGGCUCGGCCUCGGGAGCGGUGUUCGGGCAGUGCCUGGCACAGACCAUGGCCCACGAGCAGAAGUUUGGGCAGCACCUGGUGCCCCUGGUGGUGCAGAAGAGCGCCGAGUUCAUCCUGGAGCACGGCGUGGCCGAGGAGGGGAUCUUCCGCCUGCCCGGCCAGGACAGCCUGGUCCGGCAGCUCCGCGACGCCUUCGACGCCGGCGAGAGACCCUCCUUCCACAGGGACACCGACGUGCACACCGUGGCCUCCCUGCUGAAGCUGUACCUGCGCGAGCUGCCCGAGCCCGUGGUGCCCUGGCUGCAGUACGAGGAUUUCCUGCUCUGUGGGCAGGCCCUGGAGGCUGACGAGACAAAGGGCCAGCAGGAGCUCGUGAAGCAGCUGUCCCUCCUCCCCAGAGACAACUACAACCUCCUCAGCUUCCUCUGCAGGUUUCUCUAUGAAAUCCAACUGAACUCCAGCGUCAACAAGAUGAGCGUGGACAACCUGGCCACAGUGAUGGGGGUGAACCUGAUCAGGCCCAGGGUGGAGGAGCCUGCAGUCAUCAUGAGAGGCACGCCCCGGGUGCAGAGGGUGAUGACAGCGCUGAUCAGCCACCACCAGCAGCUCUUUCCCCCCUCCAAGGAUGUGCCUCCCUCCCCACCUGCCCCGAAACACGAGAAGAAGGCUCCUGUCCCUCGCAGCUCCGUGGGCUGGGGGGCUGCAGAGGACCUCCGAGGCUCCACCCAAAGGCAGAGG
This is a messenger RNA of Passer domesticus (house sparrow), 1487 nucleotides long. Its product is annotated as rho GTPase-activating protein 25-like. Gene Ontology annotation, molecular function: GTPase activator activity. Lineage: Eukaryota; Metazoa; Chordata; Aves; Passeriformes; Passeridae. The record is from RefSeq and is a predicted model, not a curated record. Gene Ontology annotation, biological process: signal transduction; phagocytosis, engulfment; negative regulation of small GTPase mediated signal transduction. The transcript has 9 exons. Gene Ontology annotation, cellular component: phagocytic cup. The annotation marks the transcript as partial.